Callorhinchus milii (elephant shark) is the source of this 692-nucleotide messenger RNA. It is a transcript of the gene marveld1, whose product is annotated as MARVEL domain containing 1. The transcript has a single exon. The coding region runs from base 164 to 637 and encodes 157 amino acids. Gene Ontology annotation, cellular component: membrane. NCBI's taxonomy places the organism in Eukaryota, Metazoa, Chordata, Chondrichthyes, Chimaeriformes, Callorhinchidae. The record is from RefSeq and is a predicted model, not a curated record.
UCUCUCUCUCUCUCUCCUCCCUCCCUCUCUCUCUCUCUGUGCCCCCUCUCUGUGCCCAGCUUUGCCCCCUGUGCCCAGCUUUGCCCCCUGUGCCCAGCUUUGCCCCCUGUGCCCAGCUUUGCCCCCUGUGCCCGGCUUUGCCCCCGAGCCCCGGUAAGAGGUGAUGGAGAACCGAAAGGACAAGGCUUUCCUCAAGAGCCCCCUGGGUGUGCUGAGGCUGUCACACAUCCUCCUUGACGCUCUGGUGUGGAUCACCAUCGCCUCCAGGAGAUACGAGGGAGCUGUCCACUUCGCGGUCUUCGUCGCCGUGCUCUUCUGGCUGACCGCCCUGGCUCUCUUCAUCUGCACUCUGCUGGGCAAGAGCGAACUGGUGCCCUGCCUGGGGGCAGAGCGCUGGCUCCUCACCAACACCUGGCACGACGGGCUGGCCACCCUGGGACACCUGGUCGCCUGCGGGGUCAUGGUCUACAAGACCAAGGAGAAGAACUUCUGCAACGUGACGGCCUACAGCUUCAGCUGCCUCUACAGCCUCUAUCUCACCGCCACCGUCUUCCUGGCGCUCUGCGCUUUCCUCUACCUCCUCUCGGCCAUUUAUUCUGCCUACAAGGCCAGCCAGGGCCACACAUCCCUCUUCUGACAUGCUCUGUGUAUGUGCGUGUGCAUUUGCGGGUGCAUGUGUUAACGUGUGUGUG